AAUUCAGAUAAAUUACAUCAUCCUGAGCAUCUUGUCUUCCCCCAAGCCUAUAUAAUUAAUAAAUGCUAUAAAUUUAUAUGAAAGUAAGACCAUUUGCAUUGGUUCUAGUGCAAAGACAAUUUCCUGAAGUUCUUCUAUCCCAAGAAAAUCUGAACACUUCAUGAGCUUGAACUGAAUUGAUUCUUGGAUAAAAAUGGAUGGAAAAAACUCUCUUCAAAUAACAAGAACUGCUUCCGGUGCUUAUGAUGAUGAUGGACAUGCCAAAAGAACAGGUAACUUAAAGAGUGCUGUGGCUCAUAUCAUAACAGCGGUUAUUGGUUCCGGUGUUUUGUCAUUGGCAUGGAGUACUGCUCAAUUAGGAUGGAUUGGAGGGCCACUUGCUCUACUUUGUUGCGCAAUAGUUACUUAUGUUUCUUCGUACUUAUUAUCUGAUUGCUAUAGAAAUCCCGAUCCUGUGACCGGAAAAAGAAACUACUCUUACAUGGAUGCUGUUAGAGUCAAUCUUGGUAAUAAAAGGACUUAUGUGGCCGGUUUCCUUCAGUUUUUGACCUUGUAUGGGACUGGUACUGCCUAUGUAAUUACCACAGCAACUAGUUUGGAGGCUAUUAUGAAAUCAAACUGUUAUCACAAAGAAGGACACCAAGCUCCUUGUAGUUACAACGGUACUGUGUAUAUGAUGCUAUUUGGACUUGUCCAGAUUGUAAUGUCAUUUAUACCAGAUCUCCAUAACAUGGCUUGGGUUUCAAUUGUGGCUGCAAUUAUGUCUUUUACAUAUUCAUUCAUUGGACUAGGACUCGGCAUAGCAACUGUCAUAAAAAACGGAACAAUUAUGGGAAGUGUGACAGGAAUACAACCUGCUAAGCGUGCCGACAAAAUCUGGUUAAUCUUCCAAGCACUCGGUGACAUUAGCUUUUCGUAUCCGUAUUCAAUUCUCCUUCUCGAGAUACAGGACACUCUAAAAUCUCCUCCAGCAGAAAACCAAACAAUGAAAAAGGCCUCCAUGGUUGCGAUCUUCAUCACCACAUUCUUCUACCUAUGUUGUGGAUGCUUUGGAUACGCAGCUUUCGGAAGUGCUACACCAGGAAACUUAUUGACAGGGUUUGGAUUUUACGAGCCUUUCUGGCUCAUCGACCUUGCGAAUGUUUGCAUUAUCAUUCAUUUGGUUGGAGGGUAUCAGAUAUACAGUCAACCAAUAUAUAGCACUGCUGAUAGAUGGUGUGCAAAGAAAUAUCCUAACAGCGGCUUUGUGAAUGACUUCCAUAGAGUGAAACUUCCUCUAUUACCGGCUUUUGAGAUAAAUCUUUUCAGGUUUUGUUUCAGAACAACUUAUGUGAUUUCAACCACUGGACUUGCGAUUUUGUUUCCUUACUUCAACCAAGUUCUUGGAGUGUUGGGAGCAAUAAACUUUUGGCCACUGGCUAUAUAUUUUCCAGUUGAAAUGUACUUUGUGCAGAAGAAAAUUGGAGCUUGGACUAGAAAAUGGAUUGUUCUAAGGAUAUUUAGCUUUGCUUGUUUUCUUGUCACAAUGGUUGGGUUUGUUGGAUCAAUUGAAGGUAUAAUAAGUCAGAAAAUUAGUGGAAAGGGUUAAUGACAUUAUUAACAUUUCAUAAUGGUUACUUUAUUUAGGAUUGUAGAUUGGUUCAUGUAAUAUUAGUGUGUGUUUAAGAGGUAGAUAGGAAUUAAGAUAUUUUAGGGGAAUGGAUUAUAUACUAGCCAUGUAAUAUUAUAAGUUGCUUGAUGGAUAACUCCAUUCAAAGAAGCCAGUUGCAACAAAUUUGUAGUUUGUUAUUGAUGGAAUUGUAUUUUAUUAAAUCUAAAUGACUGGAUUUUUACUUUU
Messenger RNA from Vicia villosa (hairy vetch), 1837 nucleotides. Its product is annotated as probable amino acid permease 7. The transcript has 6 exons. The coding region runs from base 194 to 1588 and encodes 464 amino acids. Gene Ontology annotation, cellular component: plasma membrane. The record is from RefSeq and is a predicted model, not a curated record. Lineage: Eukaryota; Viridiplantae; Streptophyta; Magnoliopsida; Fabales; Fabaceae.